AUCCAAAUGGAGAUUGAAAAACUAGCGAAUGUUGCAGUAGAUAACUCAGUCUACCUUAAAAUGAAUGCACUUCAAGAACAGAUGAAUUCUUUGAUUGAGGGAAUUCAAGAUGAAAACGGUGAAAACACUAAACUGAUGUUUCAACUCGUGGCUCAAAAAGAUGAAAUAGAAAGACUGAGGAAGCAAGAAGAGACUCAUGCUCAGGCAGAAUUAAAGAAAAUUAAAGAUCUGGAGAAUGAACUGGAGGGCGUCAGAAAUCAGAUAAAAGAAAAGACACGGUUGCUUGACUCAAGUGGUACAAGGAUUGCUAACUUGUCGGCUCAGAUCACGGAACUUCACACUAAAAUCGAACCACUUGAAGAUGAGAUAUUAAACAUAAAAGAAAUGAACGCUGAGAACCUUGAAGAAAUUCAGAAGAGACUGAAUAGGACCAAGAUGCAAAUGCAAGACAGCGAACUUCAACUCAAAGAAGCAAAUGCAAAUAACUAUAAACAGAUCAUGGAGAUUGCUGACCUGAGGGCAGAUCUGAAAAAAGCCCAGAAGCAGGCAUCAAUAGCUGCCAAAAAAGAUAUCAACAAACUGGAACAAAUGCAAAAACAACAACUUGAAAGUCAGAAUGAAGAGCUAAAAAAACAACUUAAGGACAAAGAGGAGGAGCACUCACGCGAUCAAGCUGAGAUCCAGUCUCUGAAGAAUCAGCUCAACCACACAGCGGAUCAGUGCAGUAACGAGCAGAAUGUUAAAGAUCUGCAGAAUAAGCUGGAUACCAAAAUAGAGGACCUGCAGUCAAACUCUAACUCCGUUACUUCACUUGCUCUUCAAGUUUCCACGUUAACCCUACAGGUGGAGGAGCUGAAGAGACAACUACAGAACACUGAAUCGCAAAGCAAGAUUGCAGAAAUUCAAAAAUCGAUUAGUGUGAAAACGGUUGAGCUUGCCAAAAAAAAGGAAGCAUUGAAAGAAAGAAGCGCUCAACCACAAAGACUUUUGCAGAUUAUUACAAUCCAAAUGGAGAUUGAAAAACUAGCGAAUGUUGCAGUAGAUGACUCAGUCUACCUUAAAAUGAAUGCACUUCAAGAACAGAUGAAUUCUUUGAUUGAGGGAAUUCAAGAUGAAAACGGUGAAAACACUAAACUGAUGUUUCAACUCGUGGCUCAAAAAGAUGAAAUAGAAAGACUGAGGAAGCAAGAAGAGACUCAUGCUCAGGCAGAAUUAAAGAAAAUUAAAGAUCUGGAGAAUGAACUGGAGGGCGUCAGAAAUCAGAUAAAAGAAAAGACACGGUUGCUUGACUCAAGUGAUACAAGGAUUGCUAACUUGUCGGCUCAGAUCACGGAACUUCACACUAAAAUCGAACCACUUGAAGAUGAGAUAUUAUACAUAAAAGAAAUGAACGCUGAGAACCUUGAAGAAAUUCAGAAGAGACUGAAUAGGACCAAGAUGCAAAUGCAAGACAGCGAACUUCAACUCAAAGAAGCAAAUGCAAAUAACUAUAAACAGAUCAUGGAGAUUGCUGACCUGAGGGCAGAUCUGAAAAAAGCCCAGAAGCAGGCAUCAAUAGCUGCCAAAAAAGAUAUCAACAAACUGGAACAAAUGCAAAAACAACAACUUGAAAGUCAGAAUGAAGAGCUAAAAAAACAACUUAAGGACAAAGAGGAGGAGCACUCACGCGAUCAAGCUGAGAUCCAGUCUCUGAAGAAUCAGCUCAACCACACAGCGGAUCAGUGCAGUAACGAGCAGAAUGUUAAAGAUCUGCAGAAUAAGCUGGAUACCAAAAUAGAGGACCUGCAGUCAAACUCUAACUCCGUUACUUCACUUGCUCUUCAAGUUUCCACGUUAACUCUACAGGUGGAGGAGCUGAAGAGACAACUACAGAACACUGAAUCGCAAAGCAAGAUUGCAGAAAUUCAAAAAUCGAUUAGUGCGAAAACGGUUGAGCUGGCCAAAAAAAAGGAAGCAUUGAAAGAAAGAAGCGUUCAAUCACAAAGACUUUUGCAGAUUAUUACAAUCCAAAUGGAGAUUGAAAAACUAGCGAAUGUUGCAGUAGAUGACUCAGUCUACCUUAAAAUGAAUGCACUUCAAGAACAGAUGAAUUCUUUGAUUGAGGGAAUUCAAGAUGAAAACGGUGAAAACACUAAACUGAUGUUUCAACUCGUGGCUCAAAAAGAUGAACUAGAAAGACUGAGGAAGCAAGAAGAGACUCAUGCUCAGGCAGAAUUAAAGAAAAUUAAAGAUCUGGAGAAUGAACUGGAGGGCGUCAGAAAUCAGAUAAAAGAAAAGACACGGUUGCUUGACUCAAGUGGUACAAGGAUUGCUAACUUGUCGGCUCAGAUCAUGGAACUUCACACUAAAAUCGAACCACUUCAAGAUGAGAUAUUAUACAUAAAAGAAACAAACGCUGGGGACCUUGAAGAAAUUCAGAAGAGACUGAAUAAGACCAAGAUGCAAAUGCAAGACAGCGAACUUCAACUCAAAGAAGCAAAUGCAAAUAACUAUAAACAGAUCAUGGAGAUUGCUGACCUGAGGGCAGAUCUGAAAAAAGCCCAGAAGCAGGCAUCAAUAGCUGCCAAAAAAGAUAUCAACAAACUGGAACAACAAAUACAAAAACAACAAAGAGAGAACCAAAAACUUGAAAGUCAGAAUGAAGACUUACAGCAGGAGGUCAAGGAACUGAAAACGUGCUGCUCUGAUAGUGACACCCUGUGUGACGCAGGUGUACAGGGAAAGCUGGAGCAGUGCCAGCAGGAUGCAGAUCAACUGCAGCAGCAGCAGCAUGAGAACGAAGCCAGACUCAACCAGCUGCAGCAGCAGCUUGAGAUCCAGACCAGAGAGUAUAACGAGCUUCAGGACAAAUACAACAAUGACAUUCAAAAUAAAAUGAAUGAAGAAGAAGAUAACACGAUCUAUGCAAGGAGGAUGACCAUGGAUCCAGACACAACACACAGACGAAUCACUCUGUCUGCAGAUAACACUGUAAUGUCCACUGGGGAAAUCCAACCUGUCAUCGACAGUCCAAGCAGGUUUGAUGUCUCUCUGGCUGCCCUGGGCUCGACUGGCUUCUCAUCUGGCAGACAUUACUGGGAGGUUUCUGUGGCUGGGAGGCUAUGUUACCAACUUGGAAUGGCCAGUGAAUCUGCUCAGAGAAGGGGGACAAUACAAUUUAGGCCGGCAAAUGGUUACUGGACUAUAGUCCUGAACAAACAGGGUCUGUACAGAGCUGUGUAUAGUACAUCUGUGUCUCUUCCAGUUCAUACGCAGGUUCAGACAAUAGGCAUUCUGCUGGAAUACAGCAAGGGACAGAUCUCAUUCUACGAUGUUAGUGCCAGAUCUCUGAUGUACUCUUUUGUUGGUCAAAACUUUACAGACAAAAUCUAUCCAUUCAUCAAUUUUUGUGUUGAGGAUUCUAAGAGUCCGGUCUUGGUACAGUUGCUUGCUCCUAAAUCAGUUGACUGGAUAAAGUAGAGAGGAGCACAUUAUGUAUCCCAUUUAUGUUCCUCUAAUCCCUUUUAAAGUAGUUAAAAGUUUUAGCUAUAGGACCAGAGGGACUGAAAUGUUUUUUGUUUUUUUUAAUAAA
This is a messenger RNA of Labrus bergylta (ballan wrasse), 3571 nucleotides long. The record is from RefSeq and is a predicted model, not a curated record. Lineage: Eukaryota; Metazoa; Chordata; Actinopteri; Labriformes; Labridae.